ACAUUUAUUUGUUUUGACUUUAAACAUUAAGGUUAGACCAAGUGAAAACAAGAAAGUUAGAAAACUUUGCACCGAUCGUAUAAAUUUUAUUAUUUAUAUAAUUAAUUACUUAAAUUAGAUUUAAUAUGGAUCUUAUUAAAAAUCUAGAGCAUGAAAUUUUAGAAUUAAGAGAAAAGUUAAAAAUAAAAGAAGAAGAAUUGAGAGAAGCGAAGCGAAAUAUAAACUUUACGGACAAAUCAGACGAUGAUGUCGUUGGAACGAAAUCCAAUAUAAGUAUUGGUAAAUUACCAAAGUGGGCGAUAGAAAGAUACAGUCGUCAGAUACUCUUACCGGAUAUCGGAGUGUCAGGUCAGGAACGACUCAUGUCCUCGAGGGUGCUGAUCGUUGGAGCUGGGGGCCUCGGCUGCCCUGCCAGCAUUUACUUGGCUGGGGCUGGGAUUGGAGAAAUAGGCAUAGUUGAUUAUGACACGGUGGACAUUACAAACAUACACCGACAGAUACUGCACACUGAGGGUGACAGGUGCAGGAAUAAGGCCGUCUCUGCAGCUGACAGUUUGAAAAGAAUGAAUUCCAAUAUUAAAGUUACUCCAUACACGAUUGAAUUCAAACCUGAGAACGCGGUUCAAAUCGCCUCAAACUACGAUUUGAUAGUCGACUGCACCGACAACGUGCCCACGAGGUACAUGUUGAGUGACCUGAGCGUUAUAACGAAGGUACCACUGAUAUCUGGCAGUGCUUUGAAGAUGGAGGGUCAGCUUACUGUAUACGGCUACAGACGAAGUAGAAAUGAAAAGUCCUCUGGUCCGUGCUACCGCUGUCUGUUCCCCACUCCUCCCCCAGCUGCAGCUGUUGGCAGCUGUUCUGCUAAUGGCGUCGCCGGACCUGUGCCAGGAGCUAUAGGAGCCCUACAGGCUUUGGAGGCCAUCAAACUGUUGGUUGGACGCGACCGCGAGGACUUGUUGGUCGGCAGAAUGCUGAUAUUAGACGGAGAGGACACGACCUUUAGGACCGUCAAAUUACGUCCCAAAAACCCCAAAUGCGAGUCGUGCUCGGAUCAGCCUAAAAUCAAACAAUUGACGAACUACGAGGUCCUCUGUAAAAUGCAGUCCAAAGAGAAGGACUUGGAGCUCGACAUUCUGCCAAAAUCUCACCGGAUAUCCGCCACAGAGUUAUCAAACUCGCUCGUUGAACAGCGCCAUCUAUUGAUAGACGUGCGGAGUGAGGCGGAGUAUAGCAUGUGCCAUUUGGAAGAUUCCGUAAACUAUCCCCUGGAACAGUUACACGGGGAAAGAUUUGAUGUAUUAGUUGAAAAUAUAAAAAAUAAUGAGAAUGUAAUAUUCGUAUGCAGACGAGGUAACGAUUCCCAAAUAGCAGCGGAUAUGGUAUUAAAAGCAUUUCCGGAUGCUAAGGUCAAAGACCUCUCUGGUGGACUCCACGCCUGGGCCGAGCAAGUCGACAGGGAAUUCCCCGUUUAUUAGUGUUGCCAGAUUAUAAUUGUUAUAAUAAAAA
Danaus plexippus (monarch butterfly) is the source of this 1509-nucleotide messenger RNA. RefSeq names its product adenylyltransferase and sulfurtransferase MOCS3 (gene Uba4). Gene Ontology annotation, molecular function: adenylyltransferase activity; thiosulfate-cyanide sulfurtransferase activity; URM1 activating enzyme activity. The record is from RefSeq and is a predicted model, not a curated record. Gene Ontology annotation, biological process: tRNA wobble position uridine thiolation; protein urmylation. The transcript is spliced from 11 exons. Gene Ontology annotation, cellular component: cytoplasm; cytosol. Bases 126 to 1478 code for a protein of 450 amino acids. Lineage: Eukaryota; Metazoa; Arthropoda; Insecta; Lepidoptera; Nymphalidae.